Xenia sp. Carnegie-2017 is the source of this 474-nucleotide messenger RNA. RefSeq lists its product as uncharacterized. Bases 1 to 474 code for a protein of 157 amino acids. The transcript is spliced from 3 exons. The record is from RefSeq and is a predicted model, not a curated record. NCBI's taxonomy places the organism in Eukaryota, Metazoa, Cnidaria, Anthozoa, Malacalcyonacea, Xeniidae.
AUGUAUGCUACUGUUCAGACUGCAAUUUCGCAAGAGAAUGAUAAAUCUCUGAAUGAAUUGAAAUUGCGUUUGAAUGAGGAAUAUUGUGGGGCGACUAAAAUGUCGAGAGAGGAAUUCUUAUCAUUGCUUUUGAAAGACGAAACAUCAUUGAGCAGAGAGUUCUCAGCAGAAAUUUACAUCCCCAAAAUCGUGCGUAAGCAACACGAGGACAAAGGAAAUGUAUGCAUGGCUUUAAGAUCAGAAGUAUCUGGCAACUGUCUCUACAGUUCAGUGUCAUUGCUUUUGGCAGUUUUUUUUCCUAGCAAAACUAAAAGGACAAUUUCUGGUCCAACAUGCCCAGUGCCUUCAAAAAGCAAAGCUGAAAAAAGUCUGGGAAUAUCAGUAAGUUUUUUCAAAAUGGAAAACCAGAAAUCAUUACAAGUGAGGUUUCUUGUACUAGGGUUACUGAACAAACCAUUGAAGAUUUACAGGUAA